CAUCGGGAAGACUUGAGGUAUUCUAUGAUGGUCAAUGGGGCUCUGUUUGUGACGAUGGAUUUGAUAUGAAGGAUGCUAUGGUUGCCUGCAGACAUCUCGGUAUGAAGUUUGAGGGGGCUACGUUUAGAACAGUUGGUGGUGGUACAGGACCUAUAUGGUUGGAUGACAUGGCUUGUGAAGGAAGUGAAAAAUCUUUAUUUACAUGUAGACACAAUGGUUGGGGACGUGAAAACUGUGGUCAUAAUGAAGAUGUUGGUAUAACUUGCGGUGGUUUAUUAAGAACACCAAGUAGAUUACAGAUGUCUUCGAUGAGACAUGUCAAAUUAGUGAAUUCAACUAUUGGCCUUCACAUCACAGGAAUUAUGCCUUCAGCAAUGGAAUAUAUAGAAUCAUUUAGUUCCGAUCAAAAUGGAAUUACCUUCGACAAUCCUUAUAUAUUAAACAUAUCCACUACUGUGUUGAAAAAUAUAAAGACAUUGGACAAUAAGAAAAAUGGGUUGCUAUGGAAAGAAGGCAUAGGGUACAACAUGUCUAAAAUAGAACUUGUUAACGUAAAUUCCAAGGGUAAUCGAGAAUAUGGACUACAUUUCACAGGGACACACCAGGUCAUAAAAGUUAUGGACAGCUUGUUAAAAGAAAACAUAUAUGGUGCAGUUUUCUCAUCUCUCUUAACAUCAUCUUUGCAUUUAGAGUCGACAGAAAUAUCAAGAAACACGCAUGGAGCUCUCUACUCAAAAGCAGUAGCGGAGUUUAACUUCACUAUGGCAAAUUGCAAUAUUGUCAACAAUGGAAUUUCUUCAGACACUUCAAAUAGUACAUUUCAUUUCAGCUCAAAUGGUGAUGAAUAUUACAGUUUACAUUUUUUAAACAACACAUUCAUUCAAAACUUUGGGCGAAUGAUGAUUCGUUAUAAUGAAGAUGACACACAAUACACGUAUGUUCUGUUCAGAAAUAAUACUGUCAUCGACAAUACAGGUAUCGCACUGCAUAUGACAAAAAUUGAUCAUGAGGCGAAAGUUGUGUUCAUUGACAACCAUAUUGAAGGGAAUACAGUGAAAACUGAAACAUCAGGAAAUGGUGCUUGUCUGUUUUCUGCCACGUUCUACAGAGGAGAAUCAUUGAAUUUUGAUUUUGAGAGAAAUAUUGUGGCUAACAACACAGGAUCCAGUCUUUUGCAUAUCACGCCAUAUUACAGCUGGUAUGAUGGCCGUUAUUUGAAAAUAUUGCUGAUGCAGAAUGUAUUCGAGGACAACCAAGUAACAACCUCGAUUGAUGUAAGUGAAAAAGCUUACGAUGUAGAUGCACACUAUAAUAUAUUUCACAACCCCAUGGCAACUUAUGAAGUUAGGUCAUCUGAAAGAAUACCAUUAAUGGGAUAUCAUUUUGAACGAAACUACUGGGGCCCAAGAAAUCUUAGUGAAAUAGAGACGGUAUUAUGGAACCAUCACAA
Owenia fusiformis is the source of this 1450-nucleotide messenger RNA. The record is from the annotation of a GenBank genome assembly. NCBI's taxonomy places the organism in Eukaryota, Metazoa, Annelida, Polychaeta, Sabellida, Oweniidae.